This is a messenger RNA of Planococcus citri (citrus mealybug), 1556 nucleotides long. Its product is annotated as probable cytochrome P450 49a1. Gene Ontology annotation, molecular function: oxidoreductase activity, acting on paired donors, with incorporation or reduction of molecular oxygen; heme binding; iron ion binding. NCBI's taxonomy places the organism in Eukaryota, Metazoa, Arthropoda, Insecta, Hemiptera, Pseudococcidae. Bases 144 to 1517 code for a protein of 457 amino acids. The record is from RefSeq and is a predicted model, not a curated record. The transcript has 9 exons.
UCAAUCAGUAUGCCCAUUGAUCAUUAAAAUGGCAAAACUGCAGAAACAGUAUUUUUAUCUCUUAUCAAUGAAUGAGUCGUUGUUAUCGCCUAUCGGUUGGAAACCGGUUUGCAUUGUAGCAUUGUGCGGUUCAGCUGUUGAUUAUGAAAUUAUUUAGGAUUCUGUGUAAAAAUGUACGUCCUUUCAAAGAAAUACCUUCUCCCAAAGCAUAUCCUUUCAUCGGGCAUUCGUAUUUAUUCUUUGAAAAAGGACCUUACGAUAAGGAUAAACUCACCGAGGCAGCUCAAGAUUUGAGUUUGAAAUUAGGUCCGGUGUUCUAUCUGAAAUUUCCCGGUCAAAGUUUCGUUAUCACGACAGAUAGUGAAAAUGCUUCGAAAAUAUUUCAGUUCGAAGGAAAAUAUCCGGAUCGUGUCACAUUACCUGCGUUAUCUCUGUAUCAUCAGAGAACUUUCGGAGCUGUAGGCGUUGUUCCUGGAAAUGGACCCAAUUGGUACAAACUUCGUAAAGCUUUGGCUCCAUUGUUAUCCAAGUCAUAUUUAUCCAAUUACAUAGAUGCGAAUAAUCAUGUGGCUGAUAAAUUCGUCGCCUAUAUUAGAAACCGAAGAGAUGAGAACUGCAUCUUGACUAAUCUUUGCUCUCAUAUGUAUCGGUACUCAAUCGAAUGUAUGUCUAUUGUAUGCCCUGGAAGACAAUUAUCCGAUGAAGAGAACUUGAAAAAAAUUAUUCGAGGGAGCUGUACAUUUAUGGAUGGGUUAUUCACUACGUAUUCUGAACCUCCGGUGUGGAAAUGUUUCAAAACCAAAGGAUAUCGAGAAUUGGAACGGGGGCAUAAUUUGAUCAACGAAUUCAUGUACAAGGAGAUGAAUAAACCUGUAAAUGAGUGGAACGAUUCAUUUAUGAAAAUAUUAUUCCAAGAUUCCAAUCUGUCAUUGAACGAAGCUCGUGUGUUAGCUACAGAAGUAUUUCUUUCAGGGAUUGAUUCUAUUUCAACUGCGAUCACGAUGACCCUGUAUUACCUAUCACACAACGAAAAAUGUCAAAAUGCUGCCUUGAACGAUAUAAAUAAUAAUUCGACAUCGUAUCUAAGAGCUUGCUUUAAAGAAACAUUGAGAUUAUCGUCUACCGCCGGUGGAACUACUCGAGCUCUUCCAGUGGAUGUAGUCAUGAAUGGUUACCUUAUUCCUGCCCAUACGUACAUAACAGCCUUUCACUCUGCCAUGUCAGUAUCUGAAGAAUACUUUGAAGAUAGUCAAAUUUUUAAACCAGAGCGUUGGUUACACUCGGAGAAAGUUGCAAAGAAAAACCAAUACAGCAAUUUCGCAUCGUUACCUUUUGGAUUUGGAGCUCGAAUGUGUCCUGGACGAUGGUUAUCGGAGCAAGAAAGCGUAAUAUUAUUAAAAGCUAUUCUGAAAACUUUCAAGUUGGAACCGAUCACUCCACCGAAUGUGGGCAUGAUAUAUCGAAUGAAUCGCAUACCAGAACGUUCGAUAGAUAUAAAAUUUGUAAAUAGAAGAUAGGUAGGGUAACAAUAAUUUAUUAAAUACGUUUUUUCGAUA